Molecule: messenger RNA, 2057 nt
Organism: Brassica oleracea var. oleracea
Lineage: Eukaryota; Viridiplantae; Streptophyta; Magnoliopsida; Brassicales; Brassicaceae
Product: pyruvate decarboxylase 1-like
Exons: 4
Coding region: 43-1848 (601 amino acids)
Molecular function (GO): carboxy-lyase activity; thiamine pyrophosphate binding; magnesium ion binding
Source: RefSeq, a predicted model, not a curated record
ACUUCAAAACAUUCUCUAAUAAUAGUGUCUGAAACAAUUCUAAUGGACACUAUAGUUGGAUCACUUGACACGUGUAAACCGGAGAACGGCGACGUCAUCAGACCCAACGGUCCCGUUCGAUCCGCACCACGCUCCGUCGUCAGCGACUCUUCCAGCGCAACUCUCGGUCGACAUUUAGCUCAUCGUCUCGUCGAGAUCGGCGUCAACGAUGUCUUCUCAGUUCCCGGCGACUUCAAUCUCGCGUUGCUUGACCAUCUCAUAGCCGAGCCGGGUCUCAAUCUCAUUGGCUGCUGCAACGAGCUUAACGCUGGCUACGCGGCAGAUGGCUACGCUAGAUCACGCGGUGUUGGCGCUUGUGUUGUCACUUUCACCGUAGGAGGACUCAGCGUCAUAAACGCUAUUGCGGGAGCUUACAGCGAGAAUCUGCCGUUGAUAUGUAUCGUCGGAGGUCCGAACUCAAACGACUACGGUACUAACAGGAUUCUUCAUCACACCAUUGGCUUGUCUGAUUUCAGACAAGAACUUACAUGUUUCGAGGCUGUGACUUGCUAUCAGGCUGUGGUGAAUAACUUGGAAGACGCACAUGAACAGAUAGACAAGGCUGUAUCGAUGGCUUUGAGUGAAAGCAAACCUGUGUACAUCAGCAUCAGCUGCAACUUGGCUGCAACUCCUCAUCCUACAUUCAGAAGCGACCCCGUCCCAUUUUCUCUUUCAACAAAAUCGAGCAACAAGAUGAGUCUAGAAGCAGCUGUGGAAGCAACCGUGGAGUUUCUCAACAAGGCUGUUAAACCCGUCUUGGUUGGUGGUCCAAAGAUGCGUAUGGCCAAAGCUUCUAAAGCUUUGGUCGAGCUAGCAGACGCUUCUGGCUACCCUUUAGCCGUGAUGCCAUCUGCAAAGGGUCUAGUUCCCGAGGACCACCCUCACUUCAUAGGCACCUAUUGGGGAGCUGUAAGCUCACCUUUUUGCGCAGAGAUUGUUGAAUCAGCAGACGCAUAUCUAUUCGCGGGACCAAUCUUUAACGACUACGCCUCAGUAGGCUACUCUCUUCUCAUCAAGAAGGAGAAAGCAAUCAUCAUACAUCCUGAUCGAGUCACCGUAGCCAACGGUCCAACCUUCGGAUGCGUCCUAAUGAGCGACUUCAUGACCGAGCUGGCCAAACGUGUGAAACGGAACGAGACAGCUUACGAGAACUACCACAGGAUCUUUCUCACUCAAGGGAAACCGUUAAAGUCCCAACCAAAGGAGCCUUUACGAGUCAACACAAUGUUCCAACACGUUCAAACGAUGCUGUCUAGCGAAACCGCGGUGAUAGCGGAGACUGGUGACUCUUGGUUCAACUGCCAGAAACUAAAGCUGCCUAGAGGAUGCGGCUACGAGUUCCAGAUGCAGUACGGAUCAAUCGGGUGGUCGGUGGGAGCUACGUUAGGAUACGCUCAAGCUCAACCCGAGAAACGAGUGUUAGCGUUUAUUGGAGAUGGAAGCUUUCAAGUGACGGCUCAGGAGGUUUCAACGAUGAUACGAAACGAGCAGAAGAGCAUUAUCUUCCUUGUAAAUAACGGUGGCUAUACCAUUGAGGUUGAGAUCCAUGAUGGACCUUAUAACGUGAUUAAAAAUUGGAACUAUACUGGGUUUGUUGAUGCGAUACAUAACGGUAAAGGUACAUGUUGGACUACUAAGGUCACAUGCGAAGAGGAGCUAGUAGAGGCUAUUACGAUAGCGAGUGAGGCUAAGAAGGAUUGUUUAUGUUUCAUUGAAGUGAUUCUUCAUAAGGAUGAUACGAGCAAGGAGUUGCUUGAGUGGGGUUCACGUGUUUCAGCUGCCAAUAGUCGUCCCCCGAAUCAUGACUAGACAACAACACAAGGCCUAAUAUCAGAAAAUCUAUAGGUUAUUCAAAUUAAUUACUUUGUAGCUAAGUUAGGUUAUUACUCCAUCCGUUUUAAAAAAAUAAGUAUGUUUUAGAGUUUUCAUAGUAAAAAGAACAUUUUAAAUUUUAAUUAUAAAUGUAUUGGUUUUUGUAAUUAACAAUUUCAUAAUGCCAAUAAAAAUACAAUACCAAC